CCGAAAGACGUAUGAGUAUAUAUGAUGAGUCUUUCUUCGUACUUUUGUUCUUUUAUUUUGACUCCAACAGUUCUUACCGUACCACAAAUGUUUUGAAGUUGAUUAUUAUUUGGUUUUGUUUUUGUUUAGCUUUUCGUUGCUUUUCGUUGCUUUGCUUGCAACUUGUGUGUGCAAAAUCGCUUUCCUUGGUUUGGUUGUUUUGUUGAUUGGCCUGGUCUGGUCUGGUCUGGCAUGGCAAGGCAUGGCAUGGCUUGUUUAGUAAAAAGCACUGUGUUCACUUGCAACCGAUUCAGUCUUUGACGAGAUUUUAUCGUCUACGUACGUGUUUUGCUGCGAUUGCGCUGUGCCAAUUUCUAUGCACGUUUAUUUCUAAACACGAGAAAAAUCCAAAUACGCGAAAUUUAGACUGCAAUUCAGCUCGGUCGAUGCGUCAUACAGCAUUCAACAGUCUUCAAGAAUUGUUUGUACUCAGCUUGGUGCUUCUUCACAGUUCGUCGAAACUGUAAACUCACGCUGCGGUUUUUAACGCCUGCCCGGUUGGAGCGGCAGCAGCAGUUUUCCGUUGUUUGCACUCAUUGUUGCACAAUAAUUCUGUUCCGUAUUGUUGACUUAUCACAAAUUUGCCAUCAUUCACGUGCACUUUGCUCGAAUUUGUAGUACAACAAAAGGUGGCGCUUGUGUUCUUGCGGAGCUAGAAAGAAAGGAAGUCCGACGAUAGACCGAAUUAAUUUGCAAUAUUGUACGCGAAAAAAUCGUGAAAACGUGUUUGUGUGCUAUCGUGUACGUGUUCUCCGUCUUCCGACAAAGUUUGGUUCGAUUUCAAGAGGAUGUCCUGACUUCUUCCAGGAAGUAUCAGCUAACUUUCGUCUGCCGCUGUGUAACUUUUGAUAAGAAUUAGUUACGGGUUAAGAAACUUUUCAUCAAUUAGAGACAAAAAUAUUGUCUGUGAAUUUGUUAUUUUGUUAUUCUAACGCCUCGAGGAAGAAUCACAUAAUUUAAUUAUUAUUUAUACAAAUAACUGUGAAAAGCCGUGGAUUUGCGUAAACUCUCUCGGCUUUAGUGAAGAAUUCAGUGGAAGAAUUUAAUUUUCUAAUUCGUUGACUUUCUUUUACGGGUUAAUGUGUGUUUAAUAUAUUAAUUUGUCAAUUUGUCACAUUUAACAAAGCAAAAUAAAUAUAUUUUGACUUUUCAUUAUUAAUUAUAAAAAUUAAAAUCUAAAAUUUAAUAAAAAAAUAUCUCAUAAUGUUGCUGCUUAAAGUGUUCAUUGUCAGUUUCUGCUGCAUUAUUUCCCUCCAACAUUUUUCACAAUGCGCCGAAGAACGAAAGGGAAGAGCAACGGAAAAGGAUACAGCAAAGCAAUCCAACAUUUUUACAAUCAGAAAAUUGGAUACGGCUACUAAGGAUGGAAACAUGAAACAGUCAAAGCCACAAAAACAACAAGAGCAAGAAAUUAAGUUGCAACAACAACAACAACUGUUACAGCAACAACAGCAACUACAGCAACAGUCGAAAACGGGUAAAGUCAAGUCGGCGAACAUAUCAACCGAAACGACGAAGCCGCCCAGAACGAAAAAGCUGAAGAGCGCUACGAAGAGUUCUCAUAGCAUGAAUAAGAAACUUCUAAGCAAAUUGGGUUUUACAAAAGUAAAGGCACCCAACAGCCACAACCGGAAACGUUUGGCAAUUGAGUCACGACGUCAUGCUUCGCCCGAUGAUUCACACAUGUUCAUCAUAAAAUUACCGCCAAAUCUGUAUUAUUACUCGAGUCCCAAGGAAGCUGGCGUGCAAGCGAACUCGAAGAAUGCGUUGGUCCAACAUGCGCAGACAGAAAUUGAGACGAAGCCAGCGGUGCUUAACGCUGAUGCUAACGGGAAAAAGGUCUCUUUUCCAUUCAGCUCGAAUGGUAAGCCAGGACGCAUUUAUCAUUGGAAUUUGCCGGUAAUAAAAAAGAUACUCGAAGAUAAACAGCGCUUUCCGUCUGUCGCAGAUGCAACAAAGGAUCAAUUGAUUGACAUCAAAGAUAUACCAACGUGGAAUAAGCCAUGGGAGAACGAGACUUUUGAAAAAUCCUAUGGCAAGUCAAGUAUGAUGAGCUAUAAAAAAUCAUUGAAACGCAAAUCGCCUUCGUAUUAUGCGCCUGCGACUGCAGUCAAUAAAAAUAGUUUUAAUAAAUAUUUCGCCGGCAAUGGUAAGCCGCGUGGAUUUUAUGUAAUUAAGGAAAAUCAGAAGAAACCACUCUUCUACAAGAAUAUCAUAUCGUAAAUGUGUUAAAAAUAUAAUGAUAACCACAAUAAAAGCAAUAAUAAUAUUUAAGAAAAAUUGCUAUUAAGAAAUUCCAUAAUCCAUAAAAAACCGUACUGAGUGUACUGACUAGAAGUUCAACUUUAAUAGAGUGGGUGUCCCGGUUUUUAAAAGAGGUAUGAUAAUUUUAUCAUAAAAAUCAUAAAAAAAAUAUAUGUUGUUAAAAAGUAGAAAUCAUUUUACAGUAAUAAUUUAUGUUUUUUAUAUGGUAUAACAUAGUUAAAAAAAAACAUGUUAUUACAGUGCUUUGAAGUGUCUACUCACUCUAACAUAGAAAAUAUAUAUAAUUUAUGAGUACUUAAAAACAGCACUUAAGAUA
Molecule: messenger RNA, 2620 nt
Organism: Teleopsis dalmanni
Lineage: Eukaryota; Metazoa; Arthropoda; Insecta; Diptera; Diopsidae
Exons: 4
Coding region: 1243-2262 (339 amino acids)
Source: RefSeq, a predicted model, not a curated record